CUGAGCCGCUCUAUUGCUGGGGAUAAUGCCUGCACACUCACAAACACUGCACAGAGCCCAGAAAGGAGAUCAGCGUAUUGUUUCUUAAACUACUCAAGAGUGAAAAGUGCUUCUCCAAAAGUGUCAGCAAACACAGGUUACCACGAUGUCAAGCGGAGUUGUAGGUCGUCUGAGCACCUUGACGAUCGAUAUUAAGCAGUUACUUGGCCUGCCUCAUCCCUUCCUUUCUCUUCAACCCUUGCCGGCCCCUCAGGCCACAGUGGGAGCCUCAAACGUGCCCAGCUUGUUCCGUGAGCCCUAUAUCCAUUCAGGUUACCGUCCUGUAGGCCAGCCGUGGCACUGCUAUGCGCUCAGCCUCUUUCAAAGCCACAAUGAGUUGCUGAAUGUCUGGUCACACCUUAUAGCUCUACCCGCUGUGCUGCUGCGCUUCUGGGUCUUUGCUGCAACAAGAGACCUGCCUCUGGACGCCUCAUCGCUGCCCCUUUGCCUCUACAUCCUUUCAAUUCUGACCUACCUCACAUGUAGCACUCUAGCCCAUUUGCUUCAGUCUCACUCAGAGCUCUCACACUAUUCCCUCUUCUUCCUGGAUUAUGUCGGCGUGGCUGUGUAUCAGUAUGGCUCGGCAUUGGCAAAUUAUUUUUACUGCGCUGAGGAGGAGUGGAGCCAGAGCCUGGUAGGGACAUUGUUUCUGCCUGGCGCUGCUCUACUAGGAUGGUUGUCAUGUGCCAGCUGCUGCUUUGCCAAGUUGCGCUAUCGCCGUCCGUACCCGCUGCAAAGGAAGAUCUUUCAGAUUGUGCCUGCUAGCCUGGCAUACAUGUUGGACAUCAGCCCUGUAGCACUCCGGUUAGCCACUAGAUCCUGGCAUGAGCCUGUGCUGGUGCUGCAUGCCCUGCAAGUGACCUUCUUCCUGAUGGCUGCCUUCUUCUUCUCAUGCCCGGUACCUGAACGCUUUUUUCCAGGGAAGUGUGAUAUUAUAGGACAUGGACACCAGAUCUUUCAUAUCUUUCUGGUUAUGUGCACUAUGUGCCAAAUGGAGGGGAUUUUUCAGGAUUUCUUGGGGCAGAGGAGCACGGUAGUGCAGCUGCGUGGAGAGUCGAGCAUCUGGCUAGCCACAGGCUUUUUCAUUGUCCUGGUGCUAUGCAGUACACUGACAGCAGUUGGAAUGAGACAGAGUGUCCAAAGGCAGCUGCAGAAAGAAAGAAUGAGGAGCGAAUGAAGACAAAUUUGGGUGUUCCGCAGGGCUACCAAACGGUGCUGUUCUAACACACAUUAGAUUCAGGACACAAAGAGUACUGUAUGAAUAUGGGUAAGGAUGUGCCUUGUCAUAUAACCUGUUA
Molecule: messenger RNA, 1337 nt
Organism: Clarias gariepinus (North African catfish)
Lineage: Eukaryota; Metazoa; Chordata; Actinopteri; Siluriformes; Clariidae
Gene: paqr8
Product: progestin and adipoQ receptor family member VIII
Exons: 2
Coding region: 146-1216 (356 amino acids)
Biological process (GO): response to steroid hormone
Cellular component (GO): plasma membrane
Molecular function (GO): steroid binding; nuclear steroid receptor activity
Source: RefSeq, a predicted model, not a curated record